This is a messenger RNA of Pedinophyceae sp. YPF-701, 1434 nucleotides long. The record is from the annotation of a GenBank genome assembly. Lineage: Eukaryota; Viridiplantae; Chlorophyta; Pedinophyceae.
AUGCCUGUUCUUCUGUCGAUGCUACCGCCGCAAUUGAGCUCGGGGGGGGGACUCGCGGUGGGCGUGGGCGUGGCGAUCGGGGCCGUCGGGGCCACGGUGAUCAUGCGCCGGCCCCGCGGCUCGCCGCCGGACCUGCACUACGCCGCUGCGGAGCUCAAUCGCCGGCUGGUGGAGAGCAUGCCGUCCCUGCGGAAACCCUACCAGGCGCCGGCGCUCCUGCGCAACGGCCACGUCGAGACCAUCUGGGCGGCGUUCUUCCGCAAGGGGCUCGGCAUCGAGUACCGAAGGGAGGUGGUGAUCAUGAAGGACGGCGGCGCGGUGGCCCUGGACUGGCCCGUGGGCCUCCCGGAGCUGCCCGCGGACGCGCCGGUGGUGGUGCUGCUGCCGGGGCUGACGGGCGGCUCGCACGACACGUACGUGCAGCACGCGGUGGGCCGGCUGUGGCGCGCGGGCAUCCGGUCGGUGGUGUUCAACUCGCGCGGCACCUCGGACUCCCCCGUGACUACCCCCCAGUUCUACUCGGCGUCCUUCACGGGGGACACGCGCGAGGUGGUGGCGCACGUGGCGGCGGCGGUGCACCCGGACGCGCCGCUGAUGGCCGCGGGGUGGUCGCUCGGCGCCAACAUCCUCGUGCGGUACCUGGGCGAGGAGGGCGCGCGGACGCCGCUGACGGCUGCCGUGUCGAUGUGCAACCCGUUCGACCUGGUCGUCGCGGACCGGAACUUCAACCGCGGGUUCAACAACAUCUACAACUGGAACCUCGCGAAGGCGCUGCGGAAGAUCUUCAGAAAGCACGCCGCGCUGUUCACCGAGAUCGGGGGGGAGUACCAAGAGAUGCACGCGGCGUCGGCGAAGACGAUCCGGGACUUCGACGACGCGAUCACGCGCGUGUCGUUCGGGUGGCCGUCCGUCGACGCGUACUACGCGGGCAGCGGGUCGCACCUGGCCAUCCCUGACGUCAGCAUCCCGCUGCUGUGCAUCCAGGCGCGCGACGACCCCAUCGCGCCCGAGGAGGCCAUCCCGUACGACGCAAUCGACCGCAACCCGAACUGCGUCCUCGCGGUCACGCCGCACGGGGGGCACCUGGGGUGGGUGACCACGGAGGGGGGGCUCACGGGGGCGCCGUGGACGGACAACGCGGUGGCGGAGUACUUCAACGCCGUGCUGGGGGCCGUGCCGGCGAAGACGCGCGGAGGGGCGGCGGCGGAGGACGGAGAGGCGGCCGGGGCGCCGCUGUCGGGGCGGGGGGGUCUUGCGCAGUCGGACAGCGACGAGGUGCGGAAGAUCAUGGAGCUGCAGGGCCGGCUGGAGGCGCUGAGCAAGGAGAACUUCGCGCUGCGGGCCGAGGUGCUGGAGCUCAGCGGGGGGUCGGCAGCAGACGUUGCGCAGGCAGCAGCCUCGCGGGGGGGGUCGGGGUCUCGCGACACCUCCUGA